Messenger RNA from Prosopis cineraria, 818 nucleotides. Its product is annotated as transcription factor MYB82-like. Gene Ontology annotation, molecular function: transcription cis-regulatory region binding. Lineage: Eukaryota; Viridiplantae; Streptophyta; Magnoliopsida; Fabales; Fabaceae. Gene Ontology annotation, biological process: cell differentiation. Gene Ontology annotation, cellular component: nucleus. Bases 75 to 746 code for a protein of 223 amino acids. The transcript has 3 exons. The record is from RefSeq and is a predicted model, not a curated record.
ACAAAAUCUUUCUCUUUCACUGUCACAUAUAUUUCUUGUUUAAAAGGUGUUGAGUGAAAGUUAUAUGCUUAAUAAUGGCUGCUUCAAACAUUCAUUAUCCUAUAAAGAGCAAAUUAGUGAAGCCAGUUGAAGCCAACAAAAAGGGAGCUUGGACACCUGAAGAAGAUACCAAACUAGCUGAAGCCAUCGCAGUUCAUGGCGCCAAAAGGUGGAAAUCGAUUGCAGCUAAAGCAGGUCUUGAUAGGAAUGGUAAGAGUUGCAGGCUAAGAUGGUUGAACUAUCUGAGACCAAACAUCAAGAGGGGGAACAUAUCAGACCAAGAAGAGGAUUUGAUACUUCGCCUUCACAAACUGGUCGGAAACAGGUGGUCUUUGAUUGCUGGAAGGUUACCAGGACGAACAGACAAUGAAAUAAAGAACUACUGGAAUUCUCAUUUGAGCAAGAAAAUGAAGCAGAGAGAGAAGAAGGAGAAGGAGAACCAAAUAGAGUGUUCAUCGUCGACAAGAGAUCAUCAUGAGAAAGACGAAAGACUAGUAGAGGUGAUGGCGGAAGAGAGUAAUAAUAAUGAUAUUCCUGCAGAGGCAACAUUGGAGACAACAGUGGAAGAAGAGAAUCCAAAUGAAGAAGAGGAUGAACAAUAUUCGUCCAAGUUCUUCAAUUUUGAUGAGAAUGAUGGGUUGUUCGAUUUUUUGGAUGAAGGUCCAUUGAAUUUGGAGUGGCCUAGCAAAUUCCUCGAAUUCAAUUAGCUUGGCGUAAGUAAAUAAUGUAUGGGGUUACUUCUGGAGCCAGGUCAUUAAUUAAAAUCUUAUUUACUAUUA